Messenger RNA from Pangasianodon hypophthalmus (striped catfish), 2385 nucleotides. It is a transcript of the gene ugp2b, whose product is annotated as UDP-glucose pyrophosphorylase 2b. NCBI's taxonomy places the organism in Eukaryota, Metazoa, Chordata, Actinopteri, Siluriformes, Pangasiidae. The coding region runs from base 397 to 1962 and encodes 521 amino acids. The transcript is spliced from 10 exons. Gene Ontology annotation, cellular component: cytoplasm. The record is from RefSeq and is a predicted model, not a curated record. Gene Ontology annotation, biological process: UDP-alpha-D-glucose metabolic process; glycogen metabolic process. Gene Ontology annotation, molecular function: UTP:glucose-1-phosphate uridylyltransferase activity.
UUUGGGACGGAGCCGGCUGUAUGGCGGUGAAAGGGAUAAUUAAUUGCAGCUGGCGCCGUGCCGCAGCUUGCACUCUCUCCACCUGAGACGUGAAACGGUUUACCUCAUCCUAUGGCGCUUUAUCAAAGAGUGUCGCGUUCAGUUGUACUUAUUGAGCAAUAACAAAAACAAUAAUCUCUGAGUAAAGGUCGGUGUGUGUCCUCCUUCUCCUUCAGCACAGUGGGCGGAGGAGAGGAGAGGAGAGGAGAGGCAUGUGUUUAAAAGGUGUAAAAGCCAAAGUUAGGAGCGUCGCCUGAGCUGGUGAGGCUGUCCCUGAGAAUGACUCUCCCACCCUGACUAAACAAGCUGGAAUUAUUAAUUAACACAGACUCAUUUCACACAAGGACUUGGACAAGGAUGUCUCAUAGAGAAGUCGUAAAUUAUCAAGAAAAAAUGUCUCUUUACGUAGAAGGUGUGAGCAAGUCAGUGCCGCCGGACAGGUCCAUGGCUCAGUUUCAGGAAGUGAUGCGUCAGCAGCUGGAGAGCUCCAUGCACACUGAGCUGGAGAAGCUGUUGAGCACGGCUAAAGGAGCCGACACUGAGAUCUGUAAGAAGGACUUUGAGGGCUUUAAGAAGCUCUUCCACAGGUUCCUGCAGGUGAAAGGACCUUCAGUGGAAUGGCCCAAAAUCAACAGGCCUCCAGAGGACUCGAUCCAGCCGUAUGAGAAAAUCAAGGAGAAGGGUUUACCUGAGAACGUAGCUGACAGCCUGAACAAGCUGGUGGUGGUGAAGCUGAAUGGAGGUCUGGGCACCAGCAUGGGCUGCAAAGGGCCAAAAAGUCUCAUCAGCGUCCGAAACGAGAACACGUUCCUGGACCUGACUGUGCAGCAAAUUGAGCAUUUGAAUAAGACGUACAACACGGACGUCCCACUGGUUCUGAUGAACUCGUUCAACACUGACGAGGACACCAGGAAGAUCCUGCAGAAAUAUACACACCACCGGGUCAAGAUACACACCUUCAACCAGAGCAGGUAUCCCAGGAUCAAUAAGGAGUCUCUGCUGCCCGUGGCGAAGGACGUGGGCAUGGUUGGAGAGAGUGCUGAGGGAUGGUACCCGCCCGGACACGGAGACAUCUACGCCAGCUUCUAUAACUCGGGCCUGCUGGAGCAGCUCAUCGCCGAGGGGAAAGAGUACAUCUUCGUGUCCAACAUCGAUAACCUGGGUGCGACCGUGGACCUGCACAUCCUCAACCACCUGGUGAGCCAACCCAACGGCAAACGCUGUGAGUUCAUCAUGGAGGUCACGGACAAGACCAGAGCCGACGUCAAGGGAGGAACUCUGAUUCAGUACGAGGGGAAACUGAGGUUACUCGAGAUCGCACAGGUUCCCAAAGCCCACGUCGACGAGUUCAAAUCCGUCUCCAAGUUCAAGAUCUUCAACACCAACAACCUGUGGAUCUCGCUGGCCGCCAUCAAGAGACUGCAGCAGCAGAACGCCAUGGACAUGGAAAUCAUUGUGAAUCCAAAGACUCUGAAUGGUGGCCUGAACGUGAUCCAGCUGGAGACGGCUGUAGGUGCCGCCAUCAAGUGCUUCGAAAAUGCUCUGGGCAUCAAUGUUCCUCGUAGCCGCUUCUUGCCAGUCAAAACCACCUCCGAUCUCUUAUUGGUCAUGUCCAACCUGUACAGCCUGGAGGCGGGAUCUCUCACCAUGAGUGAGAAGAGAGAGUUCCCCACAACACCGCACGUCAAACUGGGCAGCUCCUUCACCAAGGUUCAGGAAUAUCUGACACGCUUCGAGAGUAGUCCUGACAUGCUGGAGCUGGAUCAUCUGACCGUGUCCGGAGAUGUGACGUUUGGGAAAAACGUUUCUCUGAAGGGAACAGUGAUCAUCAUAGCCAAUCAUGGGGACAGGAUCGAUAUCCCAGCCGGCUCCAUGCUGGAGAAUAAAAUAGUCUCCGGAAACCUGCGCAUCCUGGACCACUGACGGCUCCAGUCACGUGAUCACAUGACCUCACCUCACCUGCCUGUCCCAUCUCAUGACAGAGAGCCAGUGCCUCGAACACGUCCUCUCAUAGACUUAUUUUUGUAUUACUCUGUCUCUUUUAAAGUCUAUUUUAUUGUUUCCUACAUUCCAACAUUUUCUUGUGUCAGUAUCAGAACAAUGUCAUAUUACUGUACAGUAUAAAAAAAGUCACAAACUCAUCAUCCACUGCUUUUGUUUUUCUACUCAGAGAGAUCAGUAUUUUCUCUUUGUGCACUUCCCAUGGUGACAUUGCAGACUGUGCCCGAAUCCCACUCAUGUAAAAAAAAAAAUGUGAAGGAGAAAAGCAAUAAGCUUUUGAUCACGGUGAAAGGUUCCAGGAGCUACCGGGUUCUGGAACAAAAUAAAGUGCAAUAUGGAACAAAA